GAACACAAAGCGGAGGAUGGGCAAGACGCCGUCGCGUCGGCCAUCCUGACCCAUCUCUUUGUGGAGGCCCGGCGGCAGUGGGACGCGGUGUCCUCGACACCGCCGCCAUCAGCUUUGCCAUCGCCGCCUUUGCCGCCGCCUAUCAACCCGGGCCCGCCCUCGGCCCACGUGCCGGACCGGCCGCCGAAGACCUUCUCGGCGUGGAACCAGCAGGUCAAGGCCUAUGAGGACCGCCUGCUCGACGGCAAGCGCCGCACCUUUCCGGUACAGGAGCUACUGGGCGCCGAGGAGAUACUCGCCAGGAUGUGGUUUGAGCACACCGUCUCUAAGAUGUACACGCCGGUCACCUUGGGAGAGAUUGUGUCGCGCCGUACAUGGACGCCGGGAAGGGUGCUCAACCCGCUCGCGGCGAACAGAGCCUCUGCCGCCGCCAGCUCCAAGGCACUGCGCUUCGACCACGGCGCGCUGGUGCAGGAGGAGCCGGCGGAAUGGUCCCCCAAGGGCCUCUUUUCGACGAUCGACGGGGCCAACGCAGCCAGGUGGGCGUGGAUCCUGCUCGGCGUCGGCGAGGAGGACGACGUGAUGAAGUACGCCGACUGGUUUGUGGCGAAGGCUCGGGCGCACUCGGAGAUGGAGGUCAUUUUGUCACAGGCCCCGCCGCCCCGCCGUCAGCCGCAGAUCUCCACAGCAGCGGCGCCCACCGACACGACGGAGGAGACAGAGGACCAGGACCCGACGUGGUGGGGCAUGGGCGGAGGCCGCAAGCGCCGUCGCGGCGGCAAGGCACGCGGCAAAGGGCGCGGCGGCAAGGAGAAGCAGCAGCAGACCGGUCGGGGAGGCGACGGGAAGGACGCCGCAUACCAGGGAUGGUGGAGCCAGAAGGACGGCGGCAAGAAGGCGAGCCAGGACUGGUGGGGCCAGCCCGCCGGCGGCGGCAAGCAGCAGCACUACGACGAUCAG
This is a messenger RNA of Symbiodinium sp. CCMP2456, 960 nucleotides long. Lineage: Eukaryota; Dinophyceae; Suessiales; Symbiodiniaceae. The record is from the annotation of a GenBank genome assembly.